UAUAAUUUUAUUACUUUCUUUUUAAUAUAACAUGAAUAGCAUGAAGUUCCAAUUUUGCUCGAGUUCACAAUUACCACUUUAAAGGGCUGCAAAAUAAUCACAUUUCAUCCUCUACAGCCCAACUUUACAGAUGAAGGGAGAGGAAUGCUAACUUGCCUAUGCUAACCCGCAGAGCUCCGAAUCCUCCGGAUAGCGCCUCCGCUGUAAUCCACCCAGUGCUUCCCUCCAGGCCCGUCUCCCUCUCGUGCGCGCAGAGGUUUCGGUUUCCUCUUUUACGUAGGCCGCCCCAAUCGUAAAACAAAGUCCGCGAUCCUCUAGCCCGCAAGAGAGCUCCGGGAUUGAGAUCCUGGGCGCGAGGUCCCGCGAGCGGCGGGGCGGCGCUGUCGCAGUCCUCCUCCCUGGCAAGGGCCGCGGCAGGGGGAGGAGGCAGCGCGAGCAGUCCACGCCCUCCUGCCGGGCGCGCUCGACGCGGACGGCGGACGGCUGACCAGCUCCCGGAGCGCGGCGAGCGCAGAGGACCCACAGCUGGGGCGCCACAGCGCGGCCAUCCGGGCGGGGCCGAGGGAGCGCGGCGGGACUCGGCUGGACGGCGCGGCCACGGAGACGGGCGCGGGUACAGCUCUGAUGGGGGAGAACAGUGGCACCAUUUUGGGUAUUCCUGAGCUUCCGAAUGCAACCAUGUCCUUGAAUGUCAUUAAGAUGAAAUCCAGUGACUUCCUGGAGAGGGCAGAACUGGACAGCGGAGGCUUCGGGAAGGUGUCUCUGUGUUUCCACAGAACCCAGGGACUCGUGAUCAUGAAAACCGUGUACAAGGGACCCAACUGCAUCGAGCACAACGAGGUCCUCCUGGAGGAGGCGAAGAUGAUGAACAGACUGAGACACAGCCGGGUGGUAAAGCUCCUGGGCGUCAUCAUAGAGGAAGGGAACUACGCCCUGGUGAUGGAGUACAUGGAGAAGGGCAACCUGAUGCACGUGCUAAAAGCUGAGAUGAGUACCCCGCUUUCUGUAAAAGGAAGGAUAAUUGUGGAAAUCAUUGAAGGAAUGUGCUACUUACAUGGAAAAGGCGUGAUACACAAGGACCUGAAGCCGGAAAAUAUCCUCGUUGAUGAUGACUUCCACAUUAAGAUCGCAGACCUCGGCCUUGCUUCCUUUAAGAUGUGGAGCAAACUGAGUAAAGAAGAGCACAAUGAGCUGAAGGAAGUGGAUGGCGCCUCUAAGAAGAACGGCGGCACCCUCUACUACAUGGCGCCUGAGCACCUGAACGACGUCAACGCAAAGCCCACGGAGAAGUCAGAUGUGUACAGCUUUGCCGUCGUACUUUGGGCGAUAUUUGCAAAUAAGGAGCCAUAUGAAAAUGCUAUCUGUGAGCAGCAACUGAUAAUGUGCAUAAAAUCUGGGAACAGGCCAGAUGUGGACGAUAUCAUUGAGUACUGCCCAAGAGAAAUUAUCAGCCUCAUGAAGCUCUGCUGGGAAGCGAAUCCGGAAGCUCGGCCGACAUUUCCUGGUAUUGAAGAAAAAUUUAGGCCUUUUUAUUUAAGUCAAUUAGAAGAAAAUGUAGAAGAGGAUGUGAAGAGUUUAAAGAAAGAGUAUUCAAACCAAAAUGCAGUUGUGAAGAAAAUGCAGUCUCUCCAACUUGAUUGUGUGGCAGUGCCUCCGAGCAGGUCAAAUUCAGCCACAGAACAGCCUGGUUCACUGCACAGUUCCCAGGGACUUGGGAUGGGUCCUGUGGAGGAGUCCUGGUUUGCCCCCUCCCUGGAGCACCAGCAAGAAGAGAAUGAACCCAGUCUGCAGAGUAAACUCCAAGAGGAAGCCAACUACCAUCUCUAUGGCAGCCGCAUGGACAGGCAGAUGAAACAGCAGUCCAGACAGAAUGUGGCUUACAACAGAGAGGAGGAAAGGAGACGAAGGGUCUCCCAUGACCCUUUUGCACAGCAAAGACCUUAUGAGAAUUUUCAGAAUACAGAGGUAAAAGGCACCGCUUAUUCUAGUGCAACCAGUCAUGGUAAUGCAGUGCACCAGCCCUCAGGGCUUACCAGCCAACCUCAAGUGCCAUAUCGGAACAAUGUAUUAUACAGCUCACAUGGCUUUGGAACAAGACCACUGGAUCCAGGAACAGCAGGUCCCAGAGUUUGGUAUGGGCCACUUCCAGGUCCUAUGUCUAGUCUGUAUAAAAUCCCAGUGCCGGAGACCAACUAUGUAGGAAACACACCCACGAUGCCAUUCACCUCCUUGCCACUAACAGAUGAAUCUAUAAAAUAUGCCAUAUACAAUAGCACUGGCAUUCAGAUUGGAGCCUACAAUUAUAUGGAGGUUGGUGGGACGAGUUCAUCACUACUAGACAGCACAAAUACGAACUUUAAAGAAGAGCCAGCUUCCAAGUACCAAGCUAUCUUUGAUAAUACCACCAGUCUGACCGAUAAACACCUGGACCCAAUCAGGGAAAAUCUGGGAAAGCACUGGAAAAACUGUGCCCGUAAACUGGGCUUCACACAGUCUCAGAUUGAUGAAAUUGACCAUGACUAUGAGCGAGAUGGACUAAAAGAAAAGGUUUACCAGAUGCUCCAAAAGUGGGUGAUGAGGGAAGGCAUUAAGGGAGCCACAGUGGGGAAGCUGGCCCAGGCGCUCCACCAGUGUGCCAGGAUCGACCUUCUGAACUACUUGAUUUACGUCAGCCAGAACUAACCCUGGAUGGGCUAUGGCAGCUGAAGCGGACUCGUCACUCAGUGAAUAACCCCAGAAAGUUGGCUGCCUCGGAGCGUUCAGAACUCUGUCCUCGCUGAUGGAGGUUCUGUGUCUGCAGAAAUACUGUUUCCUGUAUUUCAUAGCCGGGGAAGGGGGAAAGAAGCCUGCAGCAAAGGGGUCUCACUUUGUUGCCCAGGCUGGUCUCAAACUUCUGGACUCGAGUGAUCCUCCUGCCUCGGCCCCUCACAGUGCUGGGAUAUCAGGCAUGAGCCACUGCACCCAGCCAACAAUCCACUCUGAGGAAAGCGUAAGCAGGAAGACCUCUUACUGGCGUAGCACCAAUCAAAAAAUGACUCCUAAUUGGGUUUGGAAAGGGAGAGAAGAGAUGUCUGAGGAAGGUCAUUUUCUUUCAGCUUAUGGCAUUUCCUAGAGUUUUGCUGAAGCAAGAAGAAAAACUCAGAGAACAUAAAAUCAACUUUUAAAAUUGUGUGCUCUCUUCUUCACAUAGGCUCCUGUUAUAAAAAAAGUACAGUAAAAUUCUAA
Piliocolobus tephrosceles (Ugandan red Colobus) is the source of this 3225-nucleotide messenger RNA. RefSeq names its product receptor interacting serine/threonine kinase 1 (gene RIPK1). The record is from RefSeq and is a predicted model, not a curated record. The transcript is spliced from 11 exons. Gene Ontology annotation, molecular function: protein binding; ATP binding; JUN kinase kinase kinase activity. NCBI's taxonomy places the organism in Eukaryota, Metazoa, Chordata, Mammalia, Primates, Cercopithecidae. The coding region runs from base 625 to 2682 and encodes 685 amino acids. Gene Ontology annotation, biological process: protein phosphorylation; signal transduction.